AUGGAAGACGAAACUUACACUUUUGGCCGCUCUACUGCCUCCAGAAGCUACCAAUCCAGGCUCAAGUCACACUUCGCAGAGCUCUUCAUCGAUUUUGAUGAGGUCAAUGGGGAUGAGGAGUUUAGGACGGCUUAUCCAUGCCCCUUUUGCGCCGAGGAUUUUGAUCUUCUUGAGCUAUGUUGCCAUAUUGACUUGGACCAUCCAAUAGAAACCAAGGCUGGGAUUUGUCCUGUUUGUACCGUGUGGAUAGGGUCAAAUGUGGUUGAUCAUAUAGCAGCACAACAUUUUCAGCUCAAAUCAAAAUGCUACAAAGAUGAAUCCUACCCAGCUCUUUCCUUUUCAAGAAAGGGUGAACGGGAUGGACACUGGCAACCUUAUUCUACCGGGUUGUCACCUGUGAUGUCUACCUCCAAGGCAUCAAGUGAUCCAUGGCUGUCAUUUUUAUAUGGUGCAUCUGCUGUUGGUGAAUGUGAAAAUGUGCUGCCAGAUUCUUCAAGUGAAAUAAGCAUUGAAGAAGUACACUCAAAUGAUGAAGUGUUAGAAAGGUACCUUGAGGCAAAUGAUGGUUCCAGCCAAAAACUUUCCUUCAUAUGCAACUACCCAAAAAAGCGCAGGAAUGUUCAGCCAUAUCUAUCUGACAAAGACCAAAUAGAGAAAGCACAGCGCAGUAAAUUUGUACAGGGACUUUUGUUGUCUACUAUCCUUGAUCCUGACUUCUGA
This is a messenger RNA of Sphenostylis stenocarpa, 720 nucleotides long. The record is from the annotation of a GenBank genome assembly. NCBI's taxonomy places the organism in Eukaryota, Viridiplantae, Streptophyta, Magnoliopsida, Fabales, Fabaceae.